Schizosaccharomyces octosporus yFS286 is the source of this 3971-nucleotide messenger RNA. RefSeq names its product C2 domain-containing protein. The record is from RefSeq and is a predicted model, not a curated record. The transcript is spliced from 3 exons. Lineage: Eukaryota; Fungi; Ascomycota; Schizosaccharomycetes; Schizosaccharomycetales; Schizosaccharomycetaceae. The coding region runs from base 146 to 3877 and encodes 1243 amino acids.
CCGCAGAAUGAUCCAUAGGCUCUUACCUAUCUUUAACCUAUACCACUUGCAUUCUUAUUUAUUUGCUCAUACCAGGAUUUUGUAUUAUACAACCGAAUUUGCAUAGAUUAAUCACCAUUUGCAUUAAUUCAGAAGUCUAAAUGGAAUGAAUUGCAGACGUAAACCUCUCCCCCUUCAUACAAAGGAAGUUCAGCUAGCUGAAGCUAUACCAAAAGAAGAAUUAUACUACUGGUCUUUAAAGAACGUUUUAGUGUUGUUUUUGGUUCAAUAUCGCGCGCUAGCUCCCUCUACAUUACAGUCUGUAUCAACUAGCCAGCUAAUUUCUGAUAAGAAGGCUUCUGCUAUAACUAACAAUAGUAAUGCUGUUAACAUAAAGGAAAAACGAGGGUCACUUAAAUAUCCCAAGGAGUUUAUAAAGUACUUAACGAUUGAACUUGAAAAUAUAAGUAUGGGUCGUAACCCAAAGUAUCAAGAUCAGUUGCUUCGUGGUACCUUCGCCGCUUUCUAUACCACCAUAAGUAAAUCCUACAUAAUGAAACAGAUGAAAGAGUCUCGAAGAAUUGAAGAUUUGUUCCUAAUUUUCACUAGUUCAGUUUCAUCUGAACUCACAAAACGCUUGGGUUCCUUUGAAAGUAAUUUGUCUGAUGAGAUCUCUGUCUGGUUUAUAGAUUUAUGUGAAUCUAUUCUAAUUAAUCGGCAACUGCUUGCUGCUACGUCUGAAUUUAUUGUUCACCUUAAUAUGUAUAAAUCAAAAAUUCAGAGCCGUACAGAUAUUUUGACCUCAAAACGUGUUAGCAAAGGAGCUGAAAAAUUCGAUUUCUCUUCAUUUCCUCUCCUAAAAAUAUUUGCUUCGGUAUUUAAGGUAGCAUACUCCAAAGUUUUAUUGGAUGCCGAAAAUAUGUUCCCUACUAUUGAUGAAUCGGCUAUAUACAAAGAUAUUACGAUAUUAAUUGACGAUCUCGAAAAUGACACUUGUAAAUAUUCCCAAUCUGUUUUGGACUUUUCCAAUUACAAAGCUUAUUCUACUUAUAAAACCCGUGAACUGCAGAUUCUAGAGCAACAUCGAAAAAUAAUACUCAGUUUCAAUCCGCUUUUGUCAGAAAUUUAUCACAGAAAUAAUGGAACUAGCUCUGCUAGUGCGCCAGAGACACUAACUUGCGUCCCUCCAGUUACACGCCCUUAUUUUCGGCAGUUGCUAGCACUUUGUCUUCAAUAUCGUUGUGGCGUUUCUGACCCGACAGAAGAGAAAAAUGUUAAUACGUUCAUUCGUGAAUGUUCAAUCUAUUGGAGAAUUUUACCUUCAAGUCGAUUAGCAUUGAGCAUGGAGCUUGCUCGUGAGUAUUUUCAAAAAGACUUUAUAUCGAUGAUGGAUGUCGUAAAUUAUUUUGGCGAGUUAUCUAAGGUGACGAAGGAGUUUGAGUGUGUAUACUGGCCAAAAGUAGAUGUAUCUAUGCUUAAAACAGCUCUUACAGGAAUCCGAAACGUCCUUUUACAAAGAUUCAAGAUAUCCCUCAUUAAUGUUCUAAAUAACAAGAAAUCUAACUACAACAAUUUAUUAGCUAUACUAGAACUAUGCCUUGAAAAUGGUAAACUGGUAAACGAGGAUUUAAAUCCAAAAGCAGAACUUAUAUCAAUUGCAUUAUGCUUACAAGAAACUUGUCAAGAGAUUUUUUUAAAGGAAUUUAAUAUAUCGACAAGAAAAUUCGUUUCUGAUGGAAUCGACGAAAUUCUACUGCACAGUCGUGCCCUGAAUGAUAGAGUUGAAUUUAUCCAACGAACAUGCCCGGAAACUAUAUUUGGUAUAAUUUCCUUACCAAGCUUAUUCACUAGUGUUGUUUUGCCUAAUUAUAUUACGUCUGCAAUGAAGGUGACUAAGGCGCAUCUUCAAAGUAAUGCAAAGGGUGAUCUCGAUGCUCUUACUAAUGACAUGAUUGAUGCUUACGGAGAUUUGAAGAAAAUGAUAAAUUUACUUCGUUUUUACCAUCAAGAUGAAUACGAGCUUGGUAACUUUGAAGGUUUUUUUCAACCAUUCGUGGAUUCUUGGUUGAAUAACGUAGAAGUUAACGCAAACGAUUGGCUUGAAAGAGCAUUACAAAAGGACAAAUUUGAUACUUUGAACAAGGAAGCAGCAUGCAGUAGUUCAAUUAUCGAUCUUUUUCAUGCUUUUCAUCAGUCUUUACGUACACUCAUGAACUUUGAAUGGGAGGACGCUCUUUGCAACGCGAGGUUUUUUACAAAGUUUUUUAGGAUUGUGUAUAUGGUUUUAUCUAAAUACACUUCUUGGGCACUAAAGACCUUUUUUGACGAAGCUAACAAGAAGGACGACAAUGUGGACUUACAAGCUGAAAAUGAAAGCUCAGGCUCAUCUUGGUUAUCGAAAGCCCGAACAAUGUUGUCCGGUACAUCUGAGGUUCUACCUUUUCACUUUUCUACUUUCAUGUGUAUCCUGCUGAAUAAUGUGCAUUAUGCUAUACAGGCAUAUGAAGAACUUGAAAGUAAAAUAAAUCUUCAAGAAUUAGUUCAAGCUCUUGACCAGGCAGAAUCUACGAAAGUUCAGAAGCUUUCCACUACUAAUUAUCUGUAUACAGUGAAGGUUAUUCGUGGAGAAAAUUUACAGCCGGAUGAUACUGGAAAGAUUCGAACAUCCUAUGUUGUCCUUACUGAUAAUAGAGGAAAGCGGAUAGGAAAAACUAGGCCAAUUCAUUCUAUGAACCCCCGUUGGGAUGAUACUUUUGAAAUAAAAGCAAAAGAUUCUUUAAUAAUUACAGCCAAUUUAUGGUCUAAAGGGAAGUUUGGCGAUCAUGAGAUAUUUGGAAGAUGUUCAUUCCCUUUAACGCCUAAAGUAUAUGGCGAUUAUAUCGCUAGAGAAGAUUGGUUGAACUUGAAUCCACAUGGUGAAUUGCUUGUAAGGAUCGAAAUGGACGGCGAAAAAGAACAUAUCGGUUUUUAUGUUGGUCGUACUUACCAUGAUUUGGAAAGAUCUCAAAGUGAAAUGAUUAGGUUUAUUGUCAACAAAAUGGAUCCAGUUAUAAGUCAGAAUUUAUCAAUGUCGACUCUAAGGAAGCUAUUAUCAGGUUCAUGGAUGGAUUUUGAUAAGACUAUGACUUCUGUAACUAGUUUGUUUAAUAGAGCUGCAUUGACUUCCUUUUCAAAGAGGGGGGAUCCAAAGAGAGAAAACCAUGAGUUGACUGAUGUUGAAAUCGAAUCUGCAAUUAAUGACUUACUUGACUUUUUUGACGUUAAUUUCUCAGUGAUUGCUCGACAUCUAUCAAAAGAUGUCUUUGUGACGGUUAUGUCUUACGUAUGGGACGAAGUAAUGUGUACUAUAGAAGAUUUAUUACUGCCUCCUGUCUCUGCAAAACCAAUUGAGAGGAAGCCACUUUCUGAAAGUCAACUGAAAAUUGUAUACAGUUGGUUACAAUUUCUUAAAGACUAUCUACACGCUAAUGGCGAAGGUGUUAACCUUUCGGUAUUGGAAACGGAACAUUACCAAGAACUUCUAAAAAUACAUGAGUAUUACGAUAAGUCUACGGAUGAAUUAUUGGAAGAAUGUGAAAAAAUUACAUUGCAUUUGUUCCAUUCUUCUCGAUUAGUAAACGUAUCACCCGAAAACAAUGCAGAAAUGUCAAAACUAGCGAAGUUGAGCAACAAGGAAAUAUAUAGAUCAGGAACAAUAAAACAAUAUGUUCCACCGAUUCGACAAACUAAGGAGGGUGAACUAGAAAGGAACGAACGUAUUAUCCUAAGGAUUUUACGGAUGCGGGCCAAUUCAAAAAGAUUCUUAUUGAAGCAUUUCCAGAGAAAGGAUAAACUUAGAAUGGCUGAUGCUAUGAGAAAUGGGUACGUGAUGCCGCUCGGGCAUUUAAAAAAAGUGUAAUGAGUCUUAAAGACUUCUGUGGUAGUUACUUUGGUGUACAAAUGCUUGUUGAUACUGGAUUCAAUUAAUUUAUCUUUUUGCUUUUAAUAUAAUG